AUGCCAGCAGCCUCUCAGCCCUUCUCUACGUCGGCAUUACGUAUUCCACCUCAGUAUUAUGUCUUCUUCCAUUUCCAGGACAGGCUCGGGAUGCUACACUUGUGGUGGCGUGAUGCAAACCCCAUCCCACAGAACAACCACACUGACUUCUAUUAUCAAACGCUAAGCCCCAACGUGACGGAAGAAGGGCACAUGCUGCAGAUGAGAGAAUCUGUCACUACUCCUAACAAAAGGGUUGGAAACGACGCCUACCUUCGGCAACUACCCCUGGUCUCGCGUUCUGCAGGACCGCUGCUAACAAGUGAGGCGACACUAGCUGUGCACCACCCGCAAAAGCUCGUUGUGAAGCUGUCUGCAGUACCUGUAUGA
Molecule: messenger RNA, 369 nt
Organism: Echinococcus granulosus
Lineage: Eukaryota; Metazoa; Platyhelminthes; Cestoda; Cyclophyllidea; Taeniidae
Exons: 1
Coding region: 1-369 (122 amino acids)
Source: RefSeq, a predicted model, not a curated record